CCCCUAAUUACAGGUCUGGACACCGUAUAUAAGGAGCAGCUGAGACGUGUCUGCAGUUACCUGUAACCUCCGCCGCCUCACAGCCAUGGCCGCCUACACAAGCCUCCUCCUGGUCGCUGCUCUCUGCACUGGUGCAGUUUACUCCUUGACCUGUUACACGUGCGCAUCUGAGAGCAGCAACAGCAAAUGCAUGACGGCGACCAACUGCAGCGCCACGGACACCAGCUGCAUGACCUCCGUGGUGUCCGGCGGAAUCGGGAGUCUCUCUGCCGCCACCAUUACUAAGACUUGUACCGCAGUCUGUGCAGAAACCGGAUUUAACGCUGUUGUGGUCUCAACAAAAGUGUCCUGCUGCAACACCGACCUGUGCAACACCAGCGGAACCAGCAGCAUCAAGGCCACCUACACCGUCCUCGCCGCAGCCCUGGCCGCCAUCGGGGUUCUCCUCAGAAGCUCCUCCAUGUGA
Bufo gargarizans (Asiatic toad) is the source of this 466-nucleotide messenger RNA. RefSeq names its product lymphocyte antigen 6E-like. NCBI's taxonomy places the organism in Eukaryota, Metazoa, Chordata, Amphibia, Anura, Bufonidae. Bases 86 to 466 code for a protein of 126 amino acids. The transcript has 3 exons. The record is from RefSeq and is a predicted model, not a curated record.